GCAGAGAAAGAAGUGAGCAAGGAAGCUAAUUUUCAUUCCUUUUUCUGCAGCUGAGAGAGAAGGAAUGGAGAGAAGUGGGUUUCUUAUUUUCCUCUUUCUUUUAAAUAUGCUGAUAUACUGUGGAGGAUAUUGGAAGGUGAGCGGUAGUUGCUUGGAUUCCGAGAGAAAAGCUCUUAUCACUUUUCGGAAGGCUCUCAACGACCGCCACAAUAUUCUCUCUUCUUGGGAUGAUGAAGCCUCAGACUGCUGCAAAUGGAGAGGAAUUACCUGCCACAACAUAACUGGGUUUGUUCUUAAACUCGACCUCCACACUUAUAACAACACUUUGAGUCUAAGUGGCAGAAUUGAUCCAGCUGUGGUUGAACUGAAGCAUCUUCAGUUGUUGGACUUGAGCUACAAUGCUUUUUAUGGUAUCCCAAUUCCAGAGUUUUUGGGUUCCAUGAAGGAGUUGAGGCAUUUGAACUUGUCAUAUGCAGGGUUCAGUGGGAGAAUCCCUCAUCAGCUUGGAAACCUCUCUCACCUCAUUUCCUUGAAGCUUUCUUCAUAUAAGUACCCCGACUACCUACUGAGUGCCAAAAACCUGUGGUGGUUGACAAACCUAACAUCUCUCAAGUAUCUCGACAUGCCUGAUGUGAACCUUUCCAUGGCAAGCCAUGAUUGGGUGCACGUAAUGAACAAGUGUCCUUCCCUCGUUGAGCUACGCUUACAAUUUUGUGGUCUUUCAUAUAUUUCUCCAACUCUUGCUUCUGUUAAUUUCACAUCUCUCCGUGUCCUUCAUCUCUCUUGGAAUGACUUCAACUCUAGAAUUCCAAAGUGGAUAGGUAACAUUAGUGCUCUUGUGUCUUUAAAUCUCUCAUCUAACAAUUUUGAUGGUCCAGUUCCUUACCAAUUUUCACAACUUCCCAACUUGGAAGAGUUGCAGCUGGGAGGAUAUCUCUGUCCUAACUGUUCACAACUCCCUGAAGGCAGUUGGAGUAAACUGAAGCUACUUGAUCUAUAUUUGAGUGAGCUGCAUGGAGGAAUCUCCAAUUCUAUUUGGAAUAUCACAUCACUCAAGUCUCUCUCUUUCUCAUUCAAUGAGAAUAUAAGAGGUUGCAUUCCAAGAGCCAUAACUAAAUGA
Magnolia sinica is the source of this 1120-nucleotide messenger RNA. RefSeq names its product receptor-like protein EIX1. The transcript is spliced from 2 exons. The coding region runs from base 65 to 1120 and encodes 351 amino acids. The record is from RefSeq and is a predicted model, not a curated record. Lineage: Eukaryota; Viridiplantae; Streptophyta; Magnoliopsida; Magnoliales; Magnoliaceae. Gene Ontology annotation, molecular function: protein binding.